CAAAACUCUAUCCUCCUCAGUCCUCACCCCCCUCACACUUCUUCACUGAACCUAGGGUUUACGGAAGCAUUUCACUCUGCGCACUGCUCCAAUGGUGAAACCCGGUCGCGGUCGCCCUCGAUCAGGCUCUCGCUCUCGCUCCUCAUCCCGCUCUCGCUCGCGUUCGCGUUCCCCUGUAUCGCGACGUUCAGUCUCUUCUCUAAACGGUCGAGGUCCCGUUCUCGUUCUCGCUCCAACUCAAGAUCAGUCUCAUCUUCAUCUCGCAGAAGUAGCUCUCGGAGCCCUAGCCCUACUCCUCGUCGGAAGAGCCCUGCUGAUGGAGUGAAAAGAGGACGUUCUCCACCACAAAAAACUAAGAGAACUUCCCCUCCCCCACGGAAAGCUUCUCCGAUUCCUGAAUCCCUUGUGUUACAUGUUGAUCAGCUGAGCAGGAAUGUGAACGAGGGUCAUUUGAAGGAAAUAUUUGGUAAUUUUGGUGAAGUGGUUAAUGUACGGCUGGCCAUUGACCAUGCUGUUAACCUUCCGAAAGGAUUUGCGUAUGUAGAGUUAAAAAAUAGGGCCGAUGCUGAAAAGGCACAACUAUACAUGGACGGUGCUCAAAUUGAUGGCAAAGUUGUAUGGGUGAAGUUCACUUUACCUGAAAGAAAGAAAAUUCCAUCUCCAUCUAAAGCUGUUGUCACCACAUCAAGGAGAGACGGCCCGAAAUCUCAGGAUGCUUCUGCAGAUGGCGACAAAGAUGGGCCAAAGCGGCCCAGAGAAGCUUCCCCUAGGAGGAAACCUCCUUCACCUCCCCAAAGAAGAUCUCCUGUAGUUCGAAGAGGAUCUCCCCCACCCCGUAGACGUCCAGAUUCUCCUUACAAGCGAGGUGGUUCUCCGCCUCCAAGGAGGAGGCUGGGAUCUCCUGGCAGAGGUCGUUCUCCUUCUUCACCUCCGAGGCGUUACCGGUCACCUCAAAGAGGAUCACCAAGAAGGAUGCGUGGUAGUCCAGUUCGUCGGCGAUCUCCUCCGCCGCCGAGACGAAGGUCCCCAAGACGUGCUCGGAGUCCUCCGCGGAGGUCUCCGAUUGGUCGUCGACCACGCAGUCGCUCUCCUCUGAGGAGGCCAGCUCGUUCUCCAUCAGGAUCCCUCUCUCCAAGGAGAGGCCGAGGCCCACCUCCUAGACGCGUUAGACGGUCUUAUUCUUCAUCACCUAGCCCGCGCAGGGGACCGAGAAGAGUAUCACGGAGCCGUAGUCCUAGAAGGCCUGUGAGAGGAAGAAGUCCUAGCAGCAGCAGCACGAGCAGAUCUACCUCACCUGCGCGUAAGCCUUAAAAUCAUUAGAUGAGCUAAAAGAAGCCACUGAGCAUAGUGUGGUGUGAUGUUUGGGUGAGAUUCACAGGUGGGUGGCAAGCUGAGAGUACUCUAUUGAAACUUUUAAGAUCUUUGUACCAUUUUGAGAUUAAGUACCUUUCUAGUAGCUCUUUGUUGGUGACGAAGGAUGCACAUGUAUCAGAUUUUGCUUGUGUGCGGUAAAGUACUGUGUUGAAUCAUAAUCAUCUUUUUGUGAAAUCAUGCUACUGAGAGUUAAUUUGGACUAUGGUAAGAGGCUAAGAGCUAUUGAACCGUCCGGUAUUUUGGUCCGAUUUUGAUAAAUUUGAGGAUGGAAUGAAUUGCAAGUCAUAUACUCCAUAAUAUAAGCUUCCUG
This is a messenger RNA of Striga asiatica, 1684 nucleotides long. NCBI's taxonomy places the organism in Eukaryota, Viridiplantae, Streptophyta, Magnoliopsida, Lamiales, Orobanchaceae. The record is from the annotation of a GenBank genome assembly.